Physella acuta is the source of this 5386-nucleotide messenger RNA. RefSeq lists its product as uncharacterized. Lineage: Eukaryota; Metazoa; Mollusca; Gastropoda; Physidae. Gene Ontology annotation, cellular component: plasma membrane. Gene Ontology annotation, molecular function: protein binding; signaling receptor activity. The record is from RefSeq and is a predicted model, not a curated record. Gene Ontology annotation, biological process: signal transduction.
CAAAGAUCAAUUUGUGAACCACAUUCUUAAAUGCAAGAUAAACAUAAAGUAACAAUUUAAUUAAACUAUAGAGAGAGUGGUAAAAAAGUGAUUCUGGGCACAGGGAAUAUUGACCUUUUGACCUUAUGAAAUGAAAAGCGCUGUGUCUUUGUACAUUUUGACCAUCGUACUGGCCGUCAACGAAGUGUUCCUGCAGACAAUAGGCCACGAAGCACCCAUGGAGCCUAUAUUUGAUCAUGGCGAUAUUGAAGAACUCCCGGAGUUGAAAUCCUACACCAUGUUGGAUCCUAGCCUGGAAGAAACAAAGUCUGACGCGGCUACUGCCGGCAACCAAUCAUAUCCUUGUACGGUGACCGUGGACAAGGGUGAGAUAAAAGUCGAUUGCCGGUAUCAAUCUAUAAAUAAAAUCGAUUUUCUUCUGUUCCAAGAAAACGCCACAACGGUUCUUUUAGAUGUGAACCUUUUGAAGACGAUCCCGAACAAUGUGUUCAUGAACUUAACAAAGCUCAGGUAUCUCAGCUUAUCGUUCAACAUCCUAGAAGACAUUGAGCCGGACGCCUUUGUUGGGUUGGAAAGCUUGGAGUUUUUAAACCUGGAAAACAACAACUUAAAAUAUAACAGCCUGCCAAGCAAUGUGUUUUGUGUCAUGCAGAAUCUGCGUCAACUUUUGUUAAUGAACAAUGCCAAUGACGAGAGACACGAUAGCUACCCCAAAAAAUUACUUGGUUGCCUUAAAGAUCUAAAACUUCUAACAAUAAACACUGCUGGAAUGGAAAUUUAUUUCCCACCAGAUUUUAGAAUCCUGACCAGUCUGGAAAGUUUACAAAUCACAGGGGAAGCUAGUUAUAUAACCAAUCAAAGUUUUGAGACAGUGGGGCAGGUGACUUCACUGAGUAUUACACAAAUGGAUAACAUGGUGAACAUCUCAAACGGAAUUCUACAGCCGUUCAAAAAACUUCAAUUUUUAGACUUUUGCAACUUUCGAAUCGGCACACAAAAAAUGCUUCGUCUCCUGGCUCCACUAAAUAAUUCUGUGAUGGAUGAAUUAGUUUUUACCGGACUUUCAGUUAAACAAUUUGAUAAUGUGUACGACUUUUAUCACCACACUGGAAUAUUAAACGCCAAUAACACACGAUACUUGACAAGUAUUUGCGUUAGUCGAGUCAUUCUGCGACAAAAUCAAAUUUUUCUCAUAACAACAGACGCUUUAUGGAGUGAAACGUGGGAAAGAUGUUUAAAAACUUUUGACAUUUCAUUAAAUCCUAUUUUUGGUUUAAGAUUUGCAUUAUUGCGGUUUUGUAAGUUAUCAAAUUUGAAAGAGUUGGUUAUGUCACAUAUUCUAAGCAAAGAUCAAAUUGAAGGAGACCCUGAAGAAAUUCCUAUCAAUCAAAGAGAAAAAAUUUUACAACAAACGAAAUUCGGUGCUUUAGACAACUAUAGGAGCCAAACAAAUCGUCCCAAAACAAAUCGUUCAGGAUUAAAAUUCCCUCAAUAUACAGUUUACGUUUCGAGCUCACUUCGUCGUGUAAUAUUCACAGAUGUUAUCUCAGCUGCCUAUAUGGAUCAGAUUAUUUACUUCAAAGGUGCUGAACGAGUUAUCGAACUCGACAUUUCAAAAAACAAUUUCCAAUAUUUUACAGGACAAUUAUAUGGACUUGAUGGGUUAAAAAUAUUAAACCUUUCAAAUACAGAUCUCCGUGUUUUAUCUGCAUCAUUUUUUGAUACAUUUCCUAAAUUAGAAAAUCUUUCAAUGGCAAAUGUUUUGAUAUCCCCAUGGUUAAUUUCAAACUAUGGCCAAAGACUUUUCCAGAAAGUGACAAAUCUCCAGUUUUUAGAUUUAUCUUCAAAUUCGCUUUCAUUACUUGAAGAGAAAAUGUUUUCUAAUAAUUUGAACUUAACACACCUAAUCCUGGCAAACAAUCGAUUUAAGGAUAUUCCAUUUGAUCUUAAAUUAACUCCAAACCUUCAAGUUUUGGAUCUACGUGAUAACGCCAUCUCUUUACUUGAUCAAACGGCUACCGAUAAGCUAGACGGACUGGUUAAACGUCAAGAUUAUCCUAUUGGUGUGUUCAUCGGAUAUACAAGUACAGAUUAUCAGUUUGCUUGCAAAAGUCUUAGGUCAUUUGUUGAAGACCAGCUUGGCUACACAGCACACAUUCGUGACCGUGACCUUCCAGGUGGCGCCACCAUGGCCCAAGGUAUCGUUGAGGCCAUCAACUCCAGCUGGCGGGCCAUCCUCGUCUGCAGCGAACCAUUCCUCCAUGACGAUGAUUGGGCCAUGUUCACAAUGAAAGCUGCGGUGUACUCCGUGACCCCUGACAACCCAGAGAGCUGUAAAAAAGAAGUGAUUUUGGACACAAUGAAAAGCGCUGUGUCUUUGUAUAGCUUGACCAUCAUGCUGACCGUCAACGACGUAUUCCUGCAGGCAAUAGGCCAUGAUAAGGCGAUUUAUGCAGCACCUGACACGAUGGAGACUAAAGUUGAUGAUGGCGCUAUUAAACAGCCCCCAGAGUUGAAAUCCUACAAGUUGGAUCCUAGCCUGGAAGAAACAAAAUUUGACGCAGCUACUGCUGGCAACCAAUCAUCUCCCUGCACGGUGACCGUAGAAAAGAGUGAGAUAAAAGUCGAUUGCCGGUAUCAAUCUAUAAAUAAAAUCGAUUCUCUUCUGUUCCAAGAAAACGCCACAACGGUACUUCUAGAUGUGAACCUUUUGAAGACGAUCCCGAACAAUGUGUUCACGAACUUAACAAAGCUCAGGUAUCUCAGCUUAUCGUUCAACAUCCUAGAAGACAUUGAGCCGGACGCCUUUGUUGGGUUGGAAAGCUUGGAGUUUUUAAACCUGGAAAACAACAACUUAAAAUAUAACAGCCUGCCAAGCAAUGUGUUUUGUGUCAUGCAGAAUCUGCGUCAACUUUUGUUAAUGAACAAUGCCAAUGACGAGAGACACGAUAGCUACCCCAAAAAAUUUCUUGGUUGCCUUAAAGAUCUAAAACUUCUAACAAUAAACACUGCUGGAUGGGAAAUUUAUUUCCCACUAGAUUUUAGAAAUCUGACCAGUCUGGAAAGUUUACAAAUCACAGGAGAAGCUAGUUUUAUAACCAACCAAAGUUUUGAGACAGUGGGGCAGGUAAGUUCACUGUAUAUUCUUAAAAUGAAUAAAAUGGUGAACAUCUCAAACGGAAUUCUACAGCCGUUCAAAAAACUUAAAUUUUUAGACUUCAUCGACUUUCGAAUCGGCACACAAAAAAUGCUUCGUCUCCUGGCUCCACUAAAUAAUUCUGUGAUGGAUGAAUUAGUUUUUACCGGACUUUCAGUUAAACAAUUUGAUAAUGUGUACGACUUUUAUCACCACACUGGAAUAUUAAACGCCAAUAACACACGAUACUUGACGAGUAUUUGCGUUAGUCGAGUCAUUAUGCGAGAAGAUCGAAUUUUUCUCAUAACUGCAGACGCGUUAUGGAGUGAAACAUGGAAAAGAUGCUUAAAAUUUCUUGACAUUUCAUCUAAUCCUAUUUUCGGGUUAAGAUUCGCAGUGGCGAGGAUUUGUAAAUUAUCAAAUUUGGAAGAGCUGGUUAUCUCACAUAUUCAAAGCAAAGAUGAAAUUAAAGAUCCUAAAGAAAUGCCUAUUACUCAAAAAGAAAAUGAAUUUCAACGAACUAAUUUCAAUGCAUUAGACAACUAUAAGAACGACAAAGUGUUUCGCCCAAAAACAAAUCGGUCUGGAUUAAAAUUCCCUCAAUAUACAGUUUACAUUUCGGGUUCAAUUCGUCGUAUAAUCUUCACAGAUUUUAUCUCAGCUGGUUAUAUGGAUAAGAUUAUUUACUUUAAAGGAGCUGAACGAGUUGUCAAACUCGAUCUUUCAAAAACUGGUGUGCAAUAUUUUACAGGACAAUUAUAUGGACUUGAUGGGUUAAAAAUAUUAAACAUUUCAAACACAGAUCUUCGUAUUUUAUCGGUAUCAAUUCUGGAUACAUUUCCAAAAUUAGAAAAUCUUUCAAUGGCAAAUGUUUUGAUAUCCCCAUGGUUAAUUUCAAACUAUGGCCAAAGACUUUUCCAGAAAGUAACAAAUCUCCAGUUUUUAGAUUUAUCUUCAAAUUCGCUUUCAUUACUUGAGGCGAAAAUGUUUUCUAAUAAUUUGAACUUAACACACCUAAUCCUGUCAAACAAUCGAUUUAAGGAUAUUCCAUUUGAUCUUAAAUUAACUCCAAACCUUCAAGUUUUGGAUCUACGUGAUAACGCCAUCUCUUUACUUGAUCAAACGGCUACCGAUGAGCUAGACGGACUGGUUAAACGUCAAGGCAAGUUUCAGCUUUUGUUGGCCGGCAAUAUUUUGUCCUGCGGAUGUGUAAGUUUAAGAUUUUUGAAGUGGAUGCAAACAACUUAUGUUGAAUUAGAUAAUAACGGAAAUUAUUCUUGCAUUAAUAAAAAUGGAAUACUUGCAUAUACAUUAGACAGCAGUAAUUUGGAAAAUAUAUGGCGUAGCUGUGUUGGUCCGUUUUUCUUCUCGCUGGCUUUUAUUUUAUUUUUCCUCCUCAUGGCUUGCUUUUUAAUGUUUAUUCUAAUACACAAAAAUAAAACCUAUAUUUUGUCUCGGAUUUUACACAUCUUUACAAGUUUUAAGCUCAAAUCUGCAAAAGAUUAUCCUAUUGGUGUGUUCAUCGGAUAUACAAGUAGAGAUUAUCAGUUUGCUUGCGAAAGUCUGAGGUCAUUCGUUGAAGACCAGCUGGGCUACACAACACACAUUCGUGACCGUGACCUUCCAGGUGGCGCCACCAUGGCCCAGGGUAUCGUUGAGGCCAUCAACUCCAGCUGGCGGGCCAUCCUCGUCUGCAGCGAACCAUUCCUCCAUGACGAUGAUUGGGCCAUGUUCACAAUGAAAGCUGCGGUGUACUCCGUGACCCCUGACAACCCAGGUAAACUUGUCAUAUUGGUGGAAAAAAAUCUUCUCUGUCAGUUGCCGCUGGAGCUAGUGCACUCAGUUCAUGAAGAUAACAUUAUAGUUGUAUCUCAUUGGGAACUUGGUUAUUACUUGACUGAAGCAAUUAACUCACGACUUAGAGACCACUGAAUCCGCCUUUACUUUUGCACAGCAGUUAAAUAUUUCAUUUAGUUUGAUCUGUCAUUUAAUGUUUUUAAAAAAUGUUAUACUAAGAAAAAUGAACCGCUUAAUGGUGGUGAAUAUAUGAAUAUAAUAUGUGCCACAUUUUUCGUAUGAUGGUGUCUUUCAUGUUGGUUUGGCAUAUAAAUGAUUUAGGUAUUGUUAGUUGUUUUUUUUUUUUACAUUUUUUAGAAUUGAAUUAAUAAAAGCUUACUAACUCAAUCUUAAUUUAUAAAAGUCCAUGUAUGCUAUCUCUCUCUCUCUCUCUCUCUCUCUCUCUCUCUCUCU